GGCCAUUCUGGGAUUUCAUUUCCAGAGCUGGAAACCCAACCCCAUCUCAGGCUCAUCACAGAGAGGCAGGUUCAAAAGAACUAGGGAAAAUGGCACAAAGCAAAGUAGGAAAGGACUGGUGAGGACACUCACGUUGUGAAAGCUGCCAGUGCCCAUGGAGCCGUGACUGUCGCAAUCCACAUUGUCAAUUGGCUGGAAAUGCAAGCUAGGAGCUAGGGCUAUAGCACAGAGAAAAGCCACGCUGGGCAGGGCAGGGGCUGGUGGACAUGAGGCCGACCUAACCAUCCCAGAGUAUGAGGGAGGUUCAAGUAGGCUGCCUUUACUUCAGCAGAGCCUCCUGAAAACUCCUGGUCUCAGGCAUGAGCUCUGUGGGAUGCUGGGCAGCCCAUCCUGUGUUGGGGUCUGGGAAGCCGCUGGGGUGCAUGGGGAGGGAAGAAGGGAGGUGGAGCAGAGUCCAAUAUUAAUCUUUCAUGAAACAGGCACUUACUGAUGGUGUGCUGUGUACCAGGCCCUGUGCCCAGCCUUAGGAGUCGAGGUAACCUGAGACUAGAAAUAGGCCUCUUUAGGAAAAAUCACAUUUGCCACCAACCAGACUACAAAGUCGUGGCUGGGCCUGGGCUGCCCUCUGCCAUUCAGUGGGACUUGAAUUCCAUGACUGCCAUGCUGUCACGCCCUCCCAGGCCCAUGUACUCUCUAGUUUGCACAGGCCAGUGUCGGGAGAGCCAGGCACGUUGGGGUUGACAAACAACCCCCUCCACCCCCAUCCCAGGUGGAGAGAGGGCUGUCCUGGCUCAGGUAGCUGGGCUGGGGAGGAGGCAGUAGGGGCAGGAGGGGAGGGGGCCAGGACGAUUGUUUGGCUCAUCUGAGGCAUCCUGAGGUUUCCCUGGCUGACUCCAAGAGGCAGCAGACAAUCAGUGCAUUGUCACCACGGCUGCAGCAUGGAGCAGGGAAGCUGCCGUGCAGAGGGCCCCGGGCCUGAGCCUGUCAGGGUGAAACCCAGGCCCUGCCAUGGGGGCUGGAGAGCUCUUGGCCUGCUGCUGCUGCUGGCACUGGCCGCUGCUGUGGCUGGAGGGCUUCUUGGCUUUGCUCACAGCCCUUCCAAGCCAGUGCUGCAGAUUCUCCGUCUGACCCUCCCGAGUCCGAGGGCAUACCAGUCCAACCAAACCACCCAGGUGGACGUGGCCCGGAACGUGGCAACCAUCAGGGUGAUGCCGGCUCAGAGCAAUCACAGCUGGGCAGUGCUGUUCGAUGGGCAGAGCGGCUGUGUCUGUUACCGCCCUGCGGGGCACCAGGCCUGCUUCCUCCGCCUGAUGGAGCCCCAAGAUCGUGAAACCCUGCAACUUCUGGCCCAAGGGUCUCAUAGCCCCAGUGAGGACACUCGCUAUGCCCAGGAGCUGCUAGCCGUGCUUGGGAGCCGUGAGGUGGACCCUACCCAGGUGGGGGCUUCGGUGCGGCACCUUUGCGAGAAGACCCCCAUUUAUUGGGCCCGUCGAGCCAAGGGUGAGUUGGGGCCGGCUGUGGGGAGAGGCCUGGGCUCCCGCAGGAUAGUCUUGGAGAUGGAAAGGAGCACUUUGGGGUUCACAGAGGCCCCUCCCCGCCAGGGCCCCGGAGGCAGCGGCUGAUCUACCUGUGCAUCGACAUCUGCUUCCCAAGCAACAUCUGCGUGUCAGUCUGCUUUUAUUACCUCCCAGACUGAGCCC
Molecule: messenger RNA, 1700 nt
Organism: Hipposideros armiger (great roundleaf bat)
Lineage: Eukaryota; Metazoa; Chordata; Mammalia; Chiroptera; Hipposideridae
Gene: BRICD5
Product: BRICHOS domain containing 5
Exons: 5
Coding region: 939-1622 (227 amino acids)
Source: RefSeq, a predicted model, not a curated record